AUGGAAAACGAAAUUUCCAAUUCUAUCCCUAAUUCCCUCUCGAGCGACCGCGUCAAGCUCAACGUUGGAGGUAAGCUUUUUGAAACCACAAUAUCCACACUUCAAUCGGGCGGUCCGGAUUCACUGUUAUCCACUCUCUCCACCCUACCUAGCCAUGACCCCAUUUUCGUUGACCGCGACCCGGAGAUUUUUUCCGUCCUCCUCUUUCUCCUCCGCUCCAACCAUCUCCCUUCCACCGCACGCCGUUUCUCCAAGCAAGAACUCGACGACGAGGCUCUUUAUUACGGCAUCGACUCGCGCCUCCGCCUCGCCAUCGCUCCUCCUCCUCUCUCAGGAAUCGACGCUUCCUUUGUCUCCACCAUCUUCCCCGCCUCCGACGGCGUUGUAUCCUCAUUCAACGCGGCAGCAGACGACGGCUCUGUCUGCGUCGCUCACGGUGGCCAAAUCUCCUUCUACGAUCACAACCUCACCCACGUCUCCACAGUUCGUACGCAUCUCGAAGAGAUCACCUCCAUCCGCCACGUAUGUCCCGACCUCGCCGCCAUCGGUUCCGACUCCACCGCGGGGCUCCAUUUCUACGAUUUCUCUAGUGCGCGCUACCUCGGUUCAACUCACUGGACUGACUCAUCGGAUCCGAGAAUCUACAAAGCGCGAGUCAGCUCAAUCGCCGACUCCCCGAGUCAAAUCUUUGCCACCUUUGAUUGUCCACAUAGAGAGAAUUGCAUAUUAUUAAUUGACAAAUCAACGCUUCAGAUCUCAUCAGAGAUCGGGAGACAAUCGGGGAGCUCUUCCAAGAACACGGCCCCCGGAAAGCUGACGUGGCUGCCGGAGACCGGCGCGAUAAUCGGUUCGGCUGUUACGUCUGGGGCGUUUGGUUAUUCAGGUUAUAUUAGAAUGUGGGAUCCACGGAGUGGUGAAGUUAUUUGGGAGACGAAUGAGCCAGGUUCGGGACGAAGCAGCAGGUUCGGCGACUCGUUUGCGGACGCGGACGUUGACGUGGGUGGGUUUACUUUGUUUAAAGUCUGUUCAAAGUCUGGUGAUUUAGCAGUGGCAGAUUUGCGUAAUCUAGUGGAUGAUCCGUGGGUUUAUAUUAAGGAUAAGAACCCUAGCAUGAGUUUUAUUGGUGGUGCAAGUAGCAGUGUACUACAUUGUUACAAGAGUCAGGUUUUUGUGGGAAGAGAUGGGAGUUUAGAGGUGUGGUCAAAAGAGAAUAAUGGGGCUGAUGAGGGGUUGUAUAGGAGAAAUUUCGUGGAUAAAGUGGAGGAUUCAACGAGAGGGGUGAUUAGGAAAAUUGAAGGUGGUGGAGAUAGGUUGUUUGUUAGUAGGGAAGAUGCCGAGGGUAUUGAAGUGUGGGAAAGUUCUUAUUCUUCUGGUGCAAUUUUGGUUUAG
Messenger RNA from Dovyalis caffra, 1389 nucleotides. The record is from the annotation of a GenBank genome assembly. NCBI's taxonomy places the organism in Eukaryota, Viridiplantae, Streptophyta, Magnoliopsida, Malpighiales, Salicaceae.